CGAGAGAGAGAGAGGAUGGGAGGGGAGGCAGCUGCUACCUAGUCCAUUUGCAGUCCUGCUUCUUUGCUCACUACGCACACAAAACACAAACACACGCGUCCUGGUGUUCGGUGGUGGGGCGCACAUCAACUCGGACAACAAAGGGACGCACAAGUGGGGGGAGGCGGCUCACUGCAGCCAGGACAGGAUCACACAUCAGCAGCAGUCAGUGUCAGCGACAAGCUCACUGGAACCUCUUUCUUUUUUCCACAUCUACUAGGGAAUAAAGCAUCAGUCAGGCUGGAGGUGACCGUCACAGAAGCGUUGAUUGCUCGCGUAGACAGUACAGCCGUACUCGUGAGCCUGGGCAGUGAAAUGGAGAUGGAGCACUUCGACGACCGGGACAAAGGUCAGAGGUACGGCCGCUCCAGUGCCAAGAUGAACGGGGUGCCGAGUCCGACGCACAGCGCGCACUGCAGCCUGUACCGGACCCGGACCCUGAAGACUCUGAGCGCGGAGAAGAGAGCCAAGAAGGUCCGAUUCUACCGCAACGGAGAUCGCUACUUCAACGGGAUCGUGUACGCCAUCUCCUCGGACAGGUUCCGGACCUUUGACGCGCUCCUGGCCGACCUGACCCGCUCCCUGUCCGACAACGUGAACCUGCCGCAGGGGGUCCGGACCAUCUAUACCCUGGAUGGCUCCAAGAAGAUCACCAGCAUUGACCACCUGGUAGAAGGUGACAGCUAUGUGUGCAGCUCCAUCGAAGCCUACAAAAAGUUGGAUUACACAAAGAACGUCAACCCCAACUGGUCGGUGAAUGUCAAGGCCUCGGCAGCCGCCUCUCGAGGGCCCCCCUCCCUGGGCAGCUCCAAGGCCGGCGCCCCGGACGGCCGCGAGAGCAAGGACUUCAUCCGGCCCAAGCUGGUGACGGUGGUGCGGAGCGGAGUGAAGCCCCGCAAAGCUGUGAGGAUCCUGCUGAACAAGAAGACAGCUCACUCCUACGAACAGGUCCUCACCGACAUCACUGAUGCCAUCAAGCUGGACUCCGGAGUGGUGAAGAAGAUCUACACACUGGAGGGCAAACUGGUGUCGUGUCUGCAAGACUUCUUCGGCGACGAGGAUAUUUUCGUGGCUUGUGGACCGGAGAAGUUCCGCUACCAAGAUGACUUGAUGCUGGAUGAAAGUGAGUGCCGUACGAUGAAGUCAGUAACCUAUGGGAAGAUGUCGGGCUCUCUCAACCGAAGCUCCCCCAGGGCUGUCAUCCAAUCACGCCGCAGCAAGUCCCCCGCAUCUGUAAAUGGGACGCCGGCCAGUCAGCUGUCCACUCCUCAUUCGGGAAAAUCUCCCAGCCCCUCCCCGACCAGCCCGGGUAGCCUCAGCCGACGCCGGGAAAAGGACAAAGCCGUGACUGAGCAUAGGCCGACUACAUCUUAGAGUCGCUAGAAUAUGGAGAAACAACAACAUCCCGACAUCUUUAGUGUCUCAGACUGGGUGGGGCAUUGACCUUUGUCAUCACCUAGUGCUGCUCUGGAAUUCCAAGACUGGCAGGCCCAUGAUAGGAUUCGUGUUAAACAUUUCCAUAUUUUGUCAAAUUUCCACUAAUGCUAAUCCAUAGCUUUUUUCAUGGAGAACUCUAUCUGCCUUUGGUAGCUCAACAAGAAGCGGUGCUAUCACUGACUUAUAGAGAUCACCUGAUGUGUCAGUCAGUAAUUUGUGCAAUAUUCGAUCUAAAGAUGAGACUGACUGAUUGAAAUCUGUUUGCAUCCUGUAUUAGCCACUAAGCAGUGCAUUGCGUUGCAUUUUAGUGUGUUUUAGCAACAAAAUUAAGAACAAGACACAGUUAAUUCCAACUGCUCAUCUAGAAUUACUUUUUUAAAAAAAUCAAGAUAUGUCAUUUUGUACAUGUCCUCAUGUGUAAAUGAUUUAGACACAUUUUAUACUAGUGCAUUUGAUUAUUUCAGCCAUUCUUCUUUUUUGUCAGCUAUUCUGUCAUUGGCCUGCAUUCAAAAAAAUCCCUGUUAAACCACCAAAACUAAGAAUCUGAAUGUGUUUUCUGUAGCUAACAGGGGAGGAAUGAGGAUCUGAGCUGCAACCACACUGUGUACACUGUAAUAUAGACAAAAUACUACUGUGCAGAGGAAGAGCAUGCAACUCAAAUGGAAAAAAAAAACCCUUGAAUUGCACAUUCUGAGCUCAUGUUGUGUGUCUGUGCAAGUUUGUGUGCGUUCAAGAUCAAAGUGUUUGUUAAUCCAGUCCUUGGACAGUGAUGAUGGUGAGCUUUUAAUAUCAGCUUCCAUCCUAAUCAGACUCCUGUUUUCUCACAGCAGCACUAUAAUUUGUUGGAGGUCUAAGCCUGCUGCUGAUUUGGCUCCUUCUCCCUUCGUAAACAAAUACUCGCAAGCUCAGUUUAUGUCAGCCUCAUACAUUCGCAGUAUAAGUGAACCUGCCAUGUGUUCACAUGGGCUUCCAUUUGCAAACACACAGCGACUGAAUCUGUGCUGCAUGACUGUACCAGUUUUCUGCCUGACAGCAGAGGUGCAGCUAUGAUUUAUUUUGUAAUUAUUUAGCUAUUUAUUGUUUGUGCAGGCACAGGGCCUUUUUUAAGGGAAGAAAAAGCAAGAAUGAGGUUGGAGUCAAUACAACGGCAAAUUGAAUGGCUUGUGAAUCAUUUCUGUACAUAAAUGAGUGUGUAUGGCUGUGUGUAUGAGUGAAAUCAGCACAGCAGAAAGCUUUGUUGGGUUCGGUAGAUUCAGUCUUGUGGUACAUUUGAUGAGGCAGGAAGAAUUAAUGGAUGGUGGAGAGUCACGCCCGUAGGCUUCCAUCAGUGAUGUGGUUAUAUUGAUGUGGUAUGAAGGUCAGCCAGAGCAACAGGAACACAUCAGAUUUGGGUUGUAGCUACUGAGAACAGAACAAGGUGAAACAGGGCUUCCACAUUCACGCAUGUAAUGGAACUGGGUCACCAUAGACUAUAGUGCUGCGAGGAAACGGGGUGGCAUGUGCACGCCUUUAUAAACUCUAUCUUUCUGUCUGCUUCCCUCUGAAUGAAUAAAUGUGGAGCAGUAAAUGCAGACAAUUACAGUGCACAGUUUCUGCUGUCUCUGUUUCCUUCUUCCCAGAUAGUUUCCACAUAGAUUCAGAGAUAGAUUGUGGGAGUGAGGGGUAGAGAGGUGAACGAGGGCUAACCAGAUGUGAUGAGAAAAUUUAAGAAAAAAAGAGCCCCUUUCCUCUCCAAAUUCAACCUGUCUUUUUCGCCGCCGUCCACCUUUCUCGUCAAACAUUUAUCUUUUGUAGAGCCUCACCGGAACAGCAGUUAAAUUCGAGUAUUACACAACAUGAGUUGAGUGUGUGUUACUCAAAGAGAGAUUAUUCCAGGCUUUGUACUCGCUGACACUAUGUACUCUGCCUGCAAUGGCUUUGACUGGAAGGAAAAGGGGAGGAAGACUCACAGCCCAUUAUCUCUGCUCUCCACCCUGCAGCUUCACACCCCUCAGCCAUAUUAUGUUGUAAUUCUCUUUUCCACUUCUUACUUUUUCCUGUCCGCCCUGUUAGCGAUUCCCUCCCCGUCCCUUCGCAUCCCUGACAGUUUCUAAUUUCUCUUUCACUCCAUCUCCCAGCUAUUCUCACUUUCCCCCAGCACCCAUCCCCCCCAUAUGAAAGGGUAUUAACUUCACAGGGAGAAUUCAUAUUCCAUCAUUUCCCUUGUAGAUGAUUUCUAAGCUGCUUUGAGAAGCCCGAGACACUAUUUGCACAUUUUCUGUCCUUUUCGUCACCUCUGUGUAAACUCACAUGAAUAAUCAUAAGUGUAGAAUACACAUAAAUCCUUUCAUUGUCAGCCUUGUUAGGUAUGUGAAUGCCUUUCUCAUCAAAAAAAAAAGCAAAGCUAAUCACACUGUGACUCGAAGAUGAUCUUUAACAUCAGGGAAUGUAAUAUUGUGGUCUGAUAGUAAGUAAAAUCUUUUUUGAAAUUUCAGCCGAUAAAACUUUUAAAGCUACCUAAAAAUGAGCCUUGCCUCGUAAUAUAAAGGUUACAAAAAAAACAAGAAGUCCGUUUCCCGAGCAGCCACAGAGCAUCAGUGACCUACUACGAGUGUUGCAUUUAAACAGUUCACCUCACCGGACCCUGCAUUUAAACACUUAGAGGCACUUUGCUGCCUGAAGUAGGCUGCUUGCACGGCUCAAACCAUUACAGCCUAUUUCCCCGAGCAGAAUGUGCAGGCAUAGCGAUGCACAGCGGCUUUUUCUCUUUCUUUUUUUUAACACAUACAUAGAUGUAGGCGCACAGACGUGCACACAUUUCAAUGAAAAAGUGCACAGAAUCACUUACACGGUCAUGCAUAGUGAAGAAACAUCGCUUUUGUACAUGGAAACAGCAUUUAUGGACAGGGAGUAGACUGUAGCUUGAUGCACACUUGCACAUGUUGUGUGUUUUACACAUUUGGUGCACGCUAUGACCCAUUUUUAUAAAUUAUCAACAGAAGCAUGAAGGAGUGGUCCACAUUCACAAAGUCAUCCAUCCCCCCUUCUUCCUCUUUGCACUUCUUAUGAUCCUUUUAAGGCCACUUGCCUCACUGAGAGCACCCUACAUUUCCACAUUCAGCUUUUAUACUAAACCCAUACGUCCAGACAAGCCCACACCCCGAACUGUGUUUUCUGUCAGUAUCAGCCCUGGAGCAUGUACAGAUAAAUUGAGUGAGCCAGCGAGGUCACAGCUCUCUGCCGUCUGUUUGCUCGAUUAGGCGUGAAAAAAAACAUAAGCAGGGGAAUAAAUCAUUUUCAAGAAAAAAAAUGAAAGAUGAAGACAAUAGAUGGACAGUAGCAGCUGACAGAUUGAAGGCGAGACGAGCAGAAGGUCUGUGUCGCAGCACAGUCAGGUAGCUGUUUGUCUGAGUGUACGAGAGGAAGAAAGUGCUAAUUGUAUCUGUAGUAUGUCACCUACAUCCUCCUCUCACCGUUUAGUCAUUCAUGUCCAUGAUCCAUUGAAUUGCAUGCUCCAUCUCUCAUUCUUAUCGUUCAGAAUUUGUGUUGGGUGAAUCAUUAUUUCAUUAUUUGUGUACGUGUGUGUGUGUGUGUGUGUGUGUGUGUGUGUGUGUGUGUGUGUGUGUGUGUGUGUGUGUGUGUGAGAGAGAGAGAGAGAGCGCCAACUGAAGAUGAAAGUGUGCAUUACAAACAUCUUAUUGUUGUCUUAUUCAUCCAUGUGAGUGUACUGUUACUAAAGCUUGUACUUGUUUUUUGAGCUGUAAUAUAUUUCUUAUUUCAUGUCGUGUUGAGGUCAUUAGAUGGUUUGUCCAAUUUUGUUUCUAUGCCUGCCAAAAAGACUGGCUGCACCACAUGAGGAAGUGGUGGAAGAUGCAAUUACUUCAGUUCCACAGGCUUUUUUUGGACAUUUUAUUCCUCAAAAUGAUUCGCAAACUAUUCAGAUCUGCUUACAUUCAUGUUGUUAAUGCAUCUAAAACAUUUUGCAGAGGGCUUCCAUUCACACAUAAAAAUCACAGCAUGCAGUCCAUCCUCUACAUCUUGUGAUUUUGUCAUGUGAUGCUGCCAGCUCUUUCUCGGCUCAUUUGUUUCUGUUUGUGUUUUCUUUGCUCGAUGUAUUCCUUUCCAUUUGUUGAAAGUCACCAUUAAAUUCAUUGUCAUUUCAUUUUCA
This is a messenger RNA of Amphiprion ocellaris (clown anemonefish), 5623 nucleotides long. It is a transcript of the gene dclk1a, whose product is annotated as doublecortin-like kinase 1a. Gene Ontology annotation, molecular function: ATP binding; protein kinase activity. The record is from RefSeq and is a predicted model, not a curated record. Gene Ontology annotation, cellular component: axoneme. The transcript has 7 exons. Bases 355 to 1413 code for a protein of 352 amino acids. NCBI's taxonomy places the organism in Eukaryota, Metazoa, Chordata, Actinopteri, Pomacentridae. Gene Ontology annotation, biological process: protein phosphorylation; intracellular signal transduction; axoneme assembly.